This is a messenger RNA of Coccomyxa subellipsoidea C-169, 1230 nucleotides long. Its product is annotated as plastid ribosomal protein L4 large ribosomal subunit. Bases 8 to 844 code for a protein of 278 amino acids. Gene Ontology annotation, molecular function: structural constituent of ribosome. Gene Ontology annotation, biological process: translation. Lineage: Eukaryota; Viridiplantae; Chlorophyta; Trebouxiophyceae; Coccomyxaceae. The transcript is spliced from 5 exons. The record is from RefSeq and is a predicted model, not a curated record. Gene Ontology annotation, cellular component: ribosome.
GAAGAGCAUGGUGGUCCCUGUGGCAACCCAUACAAUGCUUCAGCAACCGAAUCGUCCGUUGUGGGCAUGCCCUGGAUCCAGAAACCUAUCACGUCUGACAGUUUUGCCCAAACCACAAAGGCAGGGAAAGAGAACUUCUGGCCUGUCAGUGUCAUCUUCUGCCAUAGCAGACCCUGCAGCUCUGGAAGUCUUAUCCUUCGACGGCGAGGCGAGGGGUUCCGAGCGCCUAGCCCUCAAGAUCGCAGAUCCCUUCACUGCGAAGGGGCUGGUCCACAGAUGUGUGGUAACGGAAAAGCAGAAUGCCCGAAGGGGGACUGCCAGCACGUUGACCAGAGCAGAAGUGCGAGGCGGUGGGAAGAAGCCAUAUGCCCAGAAAGGAACAGGCAAUGCACGGAUUGGCUCGCGCCGCACGCCGCUGCGGCCUGGAGGAGGGGUUUCUUUUGGUCCAAAGCCAACAGACUGGACCAUAAAAAUCAAUAAGAAGGAGCGCAGAUUGGCGGUGGCGACUGCUUUGCAGAGUGCUGCACCAGACAUCAAAGUCAUAGAGGAUGUCCAGGGAUUUGUGACGGACGCAAAGACCCGAGUGAUGGCUCAAGCACUGCUGAAAUGGGGGGUCACUCCAGGCAGUCACGCACUCCUGAUUGUCAAUGAGAUGACACAAUCCUUACUCUUGUCCAGCCGAAACAUUCCUACAUUGAAGCUCACCUCUGCUGACAGACUUAUUGUCUCCGACAUAUUGCGGGCCGAUAAGGUUAUCAUCGAGUCUUCUGCUCUUCAAUAUAUUCAGGACUUCUUGGGCAAAGAAACCAGCAGCGUGACCCCAGACAACGAGAACGAAGCUUGAAAAGUGGAUGCAUGCGUUCAAUUUGGAAGUUGAAUUUUAAUAGUCUGGAGUCCAGGCCUUGGACCAGCUAAGCUUGAUUCUUGAAACCUUGCACCUUGAAAUUUGAGCAGUGGCGGCACCGAUAUAUGCAUGCUGAGAUCCCAAGCCGUGAACAACUUUAAAAGUGAAGAAUUACCCAUCUAGGUUCUUGUCGGGUAGCCCAAGCAUUGUCUAACACAGGAGUGGAGCUGAAAGGUGGUCCAAGUUGUGGAAGAAAGGGACAGACAAAGUUCUCAUACUCAAAACAUGAUGGGCACCUGAGGUGCCCCAUUAGAGGUCAGCUGGUGCCAUUGUAUGGAUUCAGCGGACUAGAAAUGCAUGCAGGACGUUAAGAUAUGCAGCAGCUG